Aricia agestis (brown argus) is the source of this 1627-nucleotide messenger RNA. RefSeq lists its product as uncharacterized. Gene Ontology annotation, molecular function: phosphatidylinositol bisphosphate binding. The record is from RefSeq and is a predicted model, not a curated record. The transcript has 6 exons. NCBI's taxonomy places the organism in Eukaryota, Metazoa, Arthropoda, Insecta, Lepidoptera, Lycaenidae. Gene Ontology annotation, cellular component: membrane. Bases 165 to 1106 code for a protein of 313 amino acids.
GCUGCGGAGCCAGAUCAGAGUUGAGCGUCGCGGAGCGCGGUCGUGUCCUGUAGUUGACGUUGAAAGUUGCACCCGCAACGCCUGACAGUUGUAACCGCGAUACCUCUCACACCAGCAACCCCUGUUGCACCCGCGAUACCUGUUGCACCCGGUAUACCUGCACCAUGGAGUCGCUAAAGCCACACCGCUACCUGGAGCUGCGGCCGGGCACGCUGGAGGCGGUGCGCGAAGACGUCGGCCUGCACAGGCCCGGCGAGAUGAAGGAGGCCGUCAGGAUCCUGGACGAGUGGGUGCAGCAGCAGAAGCACUUCGUCAAGAAGGACUUCCCUCCGGAGUAUCUGGAGGCGACGAUCGUGAUGAGCAAGGGGUCGCUGGAGCGCGCCAAGCUGCUGCUGGACAAGAUGUGCACCAUCCGCACCCUCAUGCCCAAGUACUUCGGCAUCUUCGACUUUAAGAAGGACUUCGAGAUGCUCAGGGGGAAAAGCUACCUGCUGGCGCUGCCGCGUCAGACGCCGGAGCACUGGCGCAUGUUCGUGGGCAAGUUCACCGGCAAGUACGGCGACCCGGCGCUCAUGGACUGCGUCUAUCGGUUCAUCUACUCCUCGAUCGACUACCUCAAGCUGCACGACUACAACUCGGGCGUGGUGCUCAUCUACGACAUUAGCGGCACCGACCUCAAGGACGCCGUCGCCAACGUCAACCUCAUGGAGCUGCGCAACUGCUACCUCACGCUGCUGGAGAGCUACGGCGUCCGGCUGAAGCGAGUGCACCUGAUCACGGCGUCGAAGGUGGUGGACACGCUCAUCUCGUUCUUCAAGCAGUUCCUCAAGAAGAAGAUCAUGGACCGCAUCGUGCUCCACCGCAGCACCGACGAGCUGCUCCAGCACUACGACGCCGCGAUGCUGCCCAAGGACUACGGCGGCACGGAGCGCUCGCUCGAUGAGCUGCAGGACGAGUGCAUGGAAUUGUUGUCGACUCCGGAGUACCGCGACUACCUCAAGUCGAUGUCCGAAGCGCGCGUGGACGAGACGGCGCGCCCCGCCGCCGACUUCAACGACCUCUACGCCGGCGCGUACGGCACCUUCCGCACGCUCACCCUCGACUGAACAACCCCCAGCCCCCUCGUCCUUCACGAGCGUUACACGCGACAUGCUUGAUACGCUACAACGUGCGUAACACGCUAUACCACCAUGCGGAAUACGCUUCAACACAAUCCGUAUCACGCUACAACAUGCGUGUCAUGUUACAACAAAUGCAUGACACGCUAUAACACCAUGCAUGACAUGCUAUAAGUUAUAACACAUGACAUGCUAUAAACGUGGUCCGUGGCACGCUCAGCGCCUUGAGAGGUCGUCCAUUAUAUUUACAUUUCACAGCACGCAAAAAAUCGUUACUUUGGACAUCAUAGAGCCAUGUUAAACUGAACGUUUUCUACCUUGAUCCCUCCCGCUAACUCUUUGAUGUAUAUGGGAUUACCUCGAUGCGAUACAGCCAGCAAAUAGCGAUAUCGUGAAAUAGUUUGUAAGCGUACCUACUCAGGUUGAAAUUAGGACUUGUGUAUAUUUUAAAGUAUUUAAAUUUUGUUAAUUUCCAUUCCAGUUCAGUUUCCAGUAUUUUUUCUUUUGAG